AUGGCGCACCAGCCGGCUGCUCGCGGCGUGCUUCGCUGCGUCUUCCUCCUGGUCCUUCUCCGCCAAGCCACCGCCUACGGAGUGCAACUCUACGGCGCGGGUUCACCCAACCCGAGUGCUGUGAUGGCGGAGUGGGCCACCGCCUACAAGUACCACCGCGACGACGUCACCAUCGCCUACCAGGCCCAAGACCUUACCACAGCGUUCCAGGGUUACGCCUCGGGUGGCGAGGACUUUCUGUGCAUCGAUCGUCGGGUGUCGGCUGAUAUGGAAGCGCAGUACGGCGAGUUUGCGCAGAUACCGCUGAUGGGCCAGGCGCUGGUGAUGGCCUACAACGUCCCAGCGAUCAGCUCUGCUGGCUCUCAGCUGGUAGGCGCAUCCCAGUUGAAGUCAGGAAGCAUCACCAUGUGGAACGACUCGGCCAUCCAAGCUGCCAAUCCGGCUCUGGCGACGCUUCUGCCCGCCGAACCCAUCUUGAUCGGCUACAACGAUAAUACCAACGACAUGACGAUUAUCGAGGUGCUCAAGCUGUCUCUGGAGAGCUUCAGUCCCGCCUUCAAGGGUGCAUUGGCUGCGGCCAACAGAACCUUGGCCAAGCUGCCCCCGGCGCAGAGUGGCACCAUGGUCCUGGCGGGCAACUCUACAGCCAGCAGGAUCAGCUGGCUCAAGGCGAAUACAAACAGCCUCACGUUCGCCAGCUACGCUGACACCGUGCAGGCCAACGUCUCGUGGGCCAACAUGGUGAACAAGGCCGGGAUGAAGGUAGCUCCGUCGGUCACCUCCGUGCAGUCGGCGAUGAACGAUUUCCAGAACGCGUUUGUCGGGGGCAACUUCUCCGUCGACAUUCUCGAUGCCGCUGGCAACGCCUCGUGGCCGAUGGCCUACAUGACCUACUUCGCGCUGCUGAAGAACGUUUCCGUCUUCGACUGCACCGACAUCCAGGAGAUGCUCAACUUCGUCGCCUGGGUCCAAACCAAUGAUCAAGCGUCAACGGCCGCCACCAACCUCAACGUGGUUCCCUUGGCGCUCGGUUUGCACAAGCGAAUCAUCGAUCUACUGGGCACUGUGCAGUGCAAUGGCGAACAGGCCUUCUCGGUCCCCUACCUCGUGGGUGCUGGCUCGCCGAUCACCGUGGUCCGAACGUGGACCAGCGCCUGGUCCUCUGCCACCACCGCAGUCGAGUACUACCAAGCCUCGUCCAACCAGGCCAAGCAGCAGCUGGUCACGUACAACGAGGACUUCGGCAUCAUCAGCACCGGACUGUCGGCCGAUUGGUACGCACAGAUGGAGGAUGCGGUCCUGCUGCCUCUCACCAUUUACGCCGCAACGCCCGCGUACAACGUUCAGGAGCUGAUUGAGGCUGGGCUCACUCUGGUACUCGAUAUGGACACCAUCGCAGCCAUCUACCUCAGCGAGAUCACAAUGUGGAACGACGCACAGAUAAAAGCGCUCAAUUCUCCCACUGUAGCUGCAGCGUUGCCGGAGCGACCCAUUUUCGUGAUUACCGUGACAAUCGGUAAUGCCAUGAACGAGCUAACCACGACAGCGCUCAACGCCUCUGUGCCCAGAUUUGCUACGCAGGUGGGUGCUGGCCCGUUGGUCACCUACCCGGUCGAGGCCACCAACCGGUCAGUGCAAACCAACUCGCUCACGGCGUUCGCAGCUGUGAUGGCCGCCAACGCCGACACGUUUGGCUUUUGGCAGGCCUAUGAAGUGUUCUCUACUCAGGGCAUAGCUGCGGCUUCGCUCAUCAACCCGGCAGGCAAUCCGGUCCGAGUCUCCGCGACAUCGCUCCAAAGCGCUGUGAGCGACUAUAUGAGCUCCGUGGUCAAUCCCACGUUCACCUCGCUGUUGCUGAGGCCAGGGAAAGAGAGCUGGCCUGUUGCCGUUUUCGGUUCUAUCAUCUACAGGAAGCGCACCAUGCAGGACUGCAGGAAGGCAGCUGCUCUGGCCAACUUCACCUACUGGUCCCAGACCAACACUGAGGCUCUCCGAAUUGCCGAAAGGCAGGGAUUCGUCGUUGCCUCUUCGGUGAAGCCGUUGUACAGUAUCCUGCUCAACGAACUCAAAGGGUUCACGUGCAAUGACGAACCGGUGAGCACCCUCGCCAGCUGCAUAUCCAAUGGCGCCUUGUGCUCCGACGUUGGCACGUGUAGCAGCGAUACCCACAGCUGCGUUUGCCCCGACGGCCGAGAAGGGCAGUAUUGCGAAGAAGUCACGACCUCGUCUGCAGAUGUCGCGCUUCCCAUCAUUCUCGGCAUAGUCAUUCCAGUUGCCGCCUGCGUCUUUCUGUUGCUGCUGGCGUUCAUCAUCGUGCUGGUCGUCAUCAUUCGCCGCCAGAGCAAUCAGACCAGCGACUGGGAGAUCGAUUUCGACGAGCUCGAACUCGGCGAACACCUGGGCACUGGCGGCUUCGGUUCGGUGCACCGCGCAACGUGGAAAGGCACCGAAGUUGCUGUCAAGAUGCUGACGUCGGACAAGAUCACGAAGGACCUCGAAAGGAGCUUCAAGGAUGAGCACCUCAUCAUUGUCAUACAGGUGCGAGUGAUGACGGCGCUGCGGCACCCCAAUGUGGUGUUGUUCAUGGCGGCAUCGACCAAGGCGCCCAAGAUGUGCAUCGUCAUGGAGUUCAUGACCCUCGGCUCACUCUACGAUUUGCUGCACAACGAGCUGGUGCCAGAAUUGCCCUUUGCGCUCAAAGCCAAAAUGGCCUACCAAGCCUCCAAGGGCAUGCACUUCCUCCACUCUUCUGGCAUUGUGCAUCGCGAUCUCAAGUCGCUCAAUCUGCUGCUCGACAACAAGUGGAACGUCAAGGUGAGUGACUUUGGCCUGACCAAGUUCCGGGAGGAUGUGUCCAAGGGAGGCGGGAAGGAGGUGGCUGGCAGCGUGCACUGGACUGCCCCGGAGGUCCUCAACGAGUCGUCCGAUGUCGAUCUUAUCCUGGCCGACGUCUACAGCUUCGCCUAUUUUGGCAUGAGCCCUGCCGCGGUGGCGGUGGCGGUGAUCCGGGAUGGCAUCCGGCCUACAAUCCCCGAGUCGGACGGCACGUCCCCGGUCGAGUACGAAGAGCUGCUCACCAGCUGCUGGCACCAGGACCCCACCAUACGCCCGACGUUCCUCGAGAUCAUGACGCGCCUGUCGUCCAUGCACGGCGACUCUUCGUCGGCCCUGGGCGGCGCGACGUCGUUCACCUCCAAGACGUCGUCCCACUCCUCCUCAUCGGGGCACUCGGGCAACAACGGCGGCGCGGCCGGCGUGAGGCGCAGCCUCUAUAGCUCGUGGGGCAUGCCGUCCAACACCUCCGGGUCCACCGGUUCGUCGUCUUCGCACUCGUCGGCGAAGGAGGCGCCUGGGGCGGCAGGCGAUGCCGGUCCGGUGAAAGCCCCGCAAGGCGAAGUGACGAUCGUGUUCACGGACAUCACGCGCGCCGCGUCGCUGUGGGAGUUCAACGCUGCGGCCAUGCGCGACGCCACGCUUCUGCACAACGCUGCGCUGCGCGCGUCAUUGGCCCAGCAUCGCGGCUACGAGGUGGUCUUCCUCCGCGACCGCAACUCGGGCGAGGGCUCCUUCUGCAUGGCCUUCCACACCCCCAGCGAGGCUCUGGCGUGGUGCUCCGAGGUGCAGCGCGCACUACUGGCCGUGGCCUGGCCGGAGGCACUGCUGGACCAUCCCGGUGCUGCCGAAGAGUGGGGCGACACCGACGACAGGGUCCUGUUCAAGGGACUGCGCGUGCGGAUGGGCGUGCACGUGGGAACGCCCAGGGCGGUGCGCGAUCCGAUAACGCGGCGAGUGGAGUACAUCGGACCCGUGGUCAACGCCACAGCUCGCAUCACCGCGCUGACGCACGGUGGUCAGAUCGUGCUCAGCCAAGCCGUCUAUGAGAAGAUCAAGGCCACCGCCGCUGGUGGGCACCCGCACAAGAACCGGCUCAGAAGCUUGGGCCGGUUCGAGAUGCCCGAUUCCCCCAACGGCUCGAAGCUGUUUGAGCUCAAGGUCCCAGGACUCGAGGCGCGGUUCUUCGGCGGUGUGGCGCACGGAGGUGACUUGAACGGGCUGGGCGAACGGUCGAGCGACUCGGAGGGCCACACCAAGCGGUCGUACGACAGGCAGGACGACAACGACAGCACCAGGAGCGCCGGCUCGGCGCAUGGCAGCGACCGCGAUGGCGGCGACAUGCAGACGACGGUGGGCGAAGGCAUGCAGUUCAAGGAGGACAACUUCCUCACGUCGGCCAACCUCUGCCGGUGGAUCAUCGACUACGGCGAGAUUCAGGUGGGCAAGCAGGUGGGCCUCGGCUCCUACGGUGUGGUCUACAAGGGCAAGUGGAAGGGCGUCGAGGUGGCCGUCAAGCGGUUCAUCAAGCAGAAGCUCGAUGAGCGCCGCAUGCUCGAGUUCCGCGCCGAGAUGGCCUUCCUCUCCGAGCUCCACCACCCCAACAUCGUCCUCUUCAUCGGUGCCUGCGUGAAAAAGCCCAACCUCUGCAUUGUCACGGAGUUCGUGAAGCAGGGCAGCCUGAAGGACAUCCUGGCCGACCACUCCAUCAAGCUCACGUGGGACCAAAAGCUGCGGAUGCUCCGGUCGGCCGCUCUGGGCCUCAACUACCUCCAUUCGCUCAAGCCCAUCAUCGUGCAUCGUGACCUCAAGCCAUCCAACCUUCUGGUGGACGAAAACUGGAAUGUCAAGGUGGCCGACUUUGGGUUCGCGCGAAUCAAGGAGGAGAAUGCGACGAUGACCCGAUGCGGCACUCCCUGCUGGACUGCGCCGGAGGUGAUCCGCGGGGAGAAGUACGACGAGCGGGCGGACGUCUACUCGUUUGGCAUCACCAUGUGGCAGGUGCUCACGCGCAAGGAACCCUUCGCCGGGCGCAACUUCAUGGGCGUGUCGCUGGAGGUGCUCGAGGGCAAACGCCCACAGAUUCCCAGCGACGCUCCUGCCAGCUUCAGCAAGCUGAUGCGCAAGUGCUGGCACGCCAAUCUGGACAAGCGUCCGUCAGCAGAAGACGUUCUGGCCUUCUUCGACCGGCAUGUGGGCGAAGGCCUCACCGAUGUAGCAUGA
Acanthamoeba castellanii str. Neff is the source of this 5055-nucleotide messenger RNA. Its product is annotated as serine/threonine protein kinase. NCBI's taxonomy places the organism in Eukaryota, Discosea, Longamoebia, Acanthamoebidae. Gene Ontology annotation, molecular function: ATP binding; protein kinase activity. Gene Ontology annotation, biological process: intracellular signal transduction; protein phosphorylation; cyclic nucleotide biosynthetic process. The transcript has 23 exons. Bases 1 to 5055 code for a protein of 1684 amino acids. The record is from RefSeq and is a predicted model, not a curated record.